Cryphonectria parasitica EP155 is the source of this 645-nucleotide messenger RNA. RefSeq lists its product as uncharacterized. NCBI's taxonomy places the organism in Eukaryota, Fungi, Ascomycota, Sordariomycetes, Diaporthales, Cryphonectriaceae. The coding region runs from base 1 to 645 and encodes 214 amino acids. The transcript is spliced from 3 exons. The record is from RefSeq and is a predicted model, not a curated record.
AUGGCUUCCUCAGCCUCACACGCAGACCCAUUCUCCAGGCCCCCAGGCCGUAUCUUGUCCAACUCGUCUUCAGGCUCCUCGUCCUGGAGUGAUCACAGGCACUGGGCCUCUCAUCCAGACGACAUGGUCCAGCCCUUUACUGCCGACAUGCGAGACCGUCAGGCUCGUGGCAAGGACCCUUACGUGCCCGAGGACGAUUCCAACGGAGCCGACUUCGCCCGCCGCGCCGGGAGGGCAGCCCCUCCCAUGGGCAUCCACGCCAUGGGCGGUGGCAGCGUCAGGCUGGGCGGUGGCGCACCCUCGAGGCAACUCAAGGAGCCCUUUCAAAAAACAGAGCGGCGUGACUGGGCGGAGACGGUUCUCGACAGCCCAGAACUGCUAAUGCUGUAUGCCCACAGCACCGGCGAGACUCUUCCUGUAGCCCGCAUGAGGUUCAAGAAGAUCAUGUGUGGCCUCGACGACUACGAGGAGGAUGACACGUCUCUCCCGGACGCCUCUCAGGGUGGUCCUGGCGGAUACCAGAACAACGGCGGUCUGCAGCAGCAGCAGCAACAACAGAGGUCCAGCACUUCCUCCCUCUCGGCCCAACAGCACGGCAGCCGGAGAGGAGGUGGUACAGCCGGCGGGCCAAGAAAUGGGAGGUGA